UCAGCUUGACAGGAAAAUCUGCAAACUCCAGAGUUUCUGCAUAAUAUGCAUUCCAUGUCCAACUCCAAUGGGGUUCUUUGUCCUUUGGUUUUCUUCUUGGUUUCCACGUCAGUGUUUUCACCAAAAUGGAUAGCGUCCGGUUCGCCUACUGAUCAGGAACCCAAGCACUUCAAGAGGACCGAUCCUCUAACCCACUUCAAUAACUACAAUGGGGGUUACGAUGUUCGAAACAGACAUUACUGGGUGUCUGCGGCAUUUACAGGAGUCCAUGCGUAUGCAAUUGCGGGAGUUUGGUUGCUAUGUGGGCUGGGAUUUGGUAUCUUCUUGACAGUGAAGAAUCCAAGAGGUAGCUCAUGGCCAUUUAUAAAGCAAUAUUUAGAUCGUGAUCAUAAUUAUAUCCUGAUGUUCCUGCUGGUCCUGCUCUUCACCUUUCUCGCCAUAGUUGCAUCCAGUUUUGUCCUGGCAGCAAAUCAGAGCACCUUAUGGAGAACGGAGAAAAUGAAAGGAACUAUUCUGAAAAUGGGAGGAGAUGCCCGUCAAACCAUCCAGAAAGUAAUGAAUGCAAUGACAGAAAUGCAGUCCCUUUUACUUCCCUACGAUCCAAUCACAUCUAGGACGUUGAAGAUCACCACCCAUCGACUUGGAAGAGAAUCACAUGUCAUCCACAAUUUCGUUGAUAAGAGUGGGCAUUCAAUUGAUCAGGCAAUCCAUACUUCGUACAUAGCUCAUCUUGUGAUUGUAACUAUCAACUUGGUGAUGCUGGUUGCUGCACUGGUUCUGCUCUUGUUGCAUUGGCACCACGGGAUUAUUUUCAUAAUUUUUUGCUGCUGGAUCUUAGCAACUAUAUGCUGGUUUUUGACUGGCAUUGAUUUCUUCCUUAACACCUUUGCAGAAGAUACAUGUUCAGCUUUUGCAGAUUUUGAAGAAAACCCACAUAAUAAUAGUCUGAGCUCAAUACUGCCAUGCAUGAAUCCUUCAUCCUCGAAAAGGAUAAUGGUUGACAUUGGCUACACCAUCCAUACCCAUAUAGCUCAGUUGAAUUCAAAAAUAACAGACUAUUAUAAGUCUCUUGGAUCAGAUGAACAAAGCGAAGGUUUCGUCGGAGUUAGAAAGAUUUGUGAACCCUUCUCGGGAGCACCUAGCUACAGCUACAUGCCUGAAAGCUGCCCACAAGAUGCAAUUCCAGUUGCUGACUUACCAAAUGUUCUUGCUAGAUUCACAUGUUACCAGAACAAGUACUCCAGCGGAGAAUGUGAAAGCGAUGGAAGAUUUCUUCCCGAGGCUUCUUACAACAUGGUCUCGGCUUAUAGUCGUUCUGUCCAAUACGUGAUAGAUGUACAUUCAGAUUUGCAGAGCUUGACAGAAUGCAGCUUUGUGAAGAACAGACUUUCUGAGGUUGUUUCACAUCAAUGCCGGCCGUUUAAGGUUUCGAUCAGAUUUUUAUGGUCAUCAAUGCUUGCGCUUUCCAUUGUCAUGGUGCUUUUAGUAUUAAUUUGGGUGGCAAAAGCUUAUCAAGACAGAGGAAGAAGCUUCUCUAUAUGUUCCAUCACCCCCAAUAUUAUUCCUAGAUAGAAUUAAUUAAUUAAUUAGAAGAUGAAUUGCAGCAAAAUGCAAGACCAGAGGGAUUAAAUUAGCAUUGAUUACAACACAAUGUACAGAUAAAAUAGGUUUAGAGCAAAAUUUGAGG
Juglans regia (Persian walnut) is the source of this 1687-nucleotide messenger RNA. RefSeq lists its product as uncharacterized. The transcript is spliced from 9 exons. Gene Ontology annotation, cellular component: membrane. Lineage: Eukaryota; Viridiplantae; Streptophyta; Magnoliopsida; Fagales; Juglandaceae. Bases 46 to 1572 code for a protein of 508 amino acids. The record is from RefSeq and is a predicted model, not a curated record.